Molecule: messenger RNA, 1259 nt
Organism: Suillus paluster
Lineage: Eukaryota; Fungi; Basidiomycota; Agaricomycetes; Boletales; Suillaceae
Product: transcription factor S-II, central domain-containing protein
Exons: 10
Coding region: 119-1009 (296 amino acids)
Biological process (GO): transcription antitermination; regulation of mRNA 3'-end processing; transcription elongation by RNA polymerase II
Cellular component (GO): nucleus
Molecular function (GO): zinc ion binding; RNA polymerase II transcription regulatory region sequence-specific DNA binding
Source: RefSeq, a predicted model, not a curated record
CGUACUUGUUUCCUUUAGGACUUUUUUGUGUUUCGCGGUCUUUGUUCAGGUGGUUUAAGAGGAUUGAACAGUACUUGAAGUAACUUAGUGGUAGACAUUAGACGUCGUUCCGUCAGCCAUGUCUGAAGCAGCUGAGCUUAGGAAGCUCGUGAAACAGCUCCAAAAUACUUCCACGAAUGAGGAAAAAGUAACCAUUCUGCAAAUCUUGAAGAAAGACUUUCAAGUAAAUGAAGCAAUCCUAAGGGAAAGCAAAGCAGGUCUUGCUGUCGGUAAAUUGCGAACCCAUGAGGCAAAAGAGGUCUCCGACCUAGCCAAGGAGAUAGUGAAGAAGUGGAAAAAUGAGGUGGAGCGUGCUAAAGGAGGUCCAGGCUCAAAGGCGGGGGCGCCUGCCAACGGCAAGGCAGGAUCAACUCGCAAAGGAUCUGCAUCGGUGACUCCAUCUAACGCCACUCCCGCUCCGAUGAGCGGGAAGUCUGAAUCUCGUACUGCGAAAGGAGAUAAAGCAAAGGCUGGCACUGGCAACGACGUGCGGGACAGAUGCACCGAACUCCUUUAUGAUGGCCUUGCUUUUGACUCUGGCGCUCCCAGCGAUCUGAUUAUGACUCGAGCAAAGGCUGUGGAAGCGGGUGUUUUUGCGCAGUUUGGCAGUGCUAACGCUGAAUACAAGGGCAAGAUUCGUUCUUUGUUUGUCAACCUCAAGGACAAGGGCAAUCCAGGUCUGCGAGAGAGCGUUGUCAGUGGAGAACUUUUGGCCGAGAAGUUCAGCAAAAUGAGCAGCGAGGAAAUGUCUUCGGAGGAAAGACGAGCAGCAGACCGAAAGAUAAAGGAGGAGAACUUCUUCAAGUCCUUGGGGGCUGGCGAACAAGAAGCCGAAACUGAAGGCUUCCAGUGCGGAAGAUGCAAGCAACGCAAGUGUCGCUAUCGCCAGGCGCAGACCAGAAGCGCCGACGAGCCAAUGACGACUUUUGUGACAUGCGUCAACUGUGGCAACAAAUGGAAAUUCUCGUAAAUCGUUGUAGUGUCCAGGAGUGCUUCAUAGUUGGCAAGUUUUUUUUCCUACUGUACCUCUUUCACUGUCCAAUUGGUCGGGACAUCGUUCUGUUGAUCCUAGACGGCCCUGUCGUAAUGAUGUAUACCUCCAAUCUAUCUUGAAAAAUACCCCUUUGCUUCACACACUCAUUUGUACAACUGGUGAGGCAGAUGACCCAUGAGGUUCUACGACAUUGCCUAUCCGACUUGCGUGCGGCAUCUAAUGAUAC